CAACAAACCAUCACAUGAGCUGCUGUGACCCUCUGCAAAGAGAGGUGGUCAUGAGGCCUGAUGAGCUCAUAUCGGUGAGCCUAAAAUUAUCUCUAAACUGUGGACUCACGGUGUGUUUGGGGCCAAUCUGCAGAAUAACGUGCUGACUAAGCUUCUGUCUGACAAACAUGACCCAUAUGUGUGAUUGGUUUUUCUUCUUCCCUGGAGUUGUCAGAUCAGAGGAGAAUCACAGCACAAAAACACAUAAAUAAAUCUGUCUGGAAUGGGUGUGUCUACACAAAGAGAAAGGAAGUGACAAAUGACAGAAGAAGAGCUGGAACAGCGCUGAGAAGCAGAGAGCCUCCACACAUGCUGAAAAGUUUCUACCUUCAGCAGGAACUCCUUCCCAGCUGUGCGGAUCUCAAACUGACCCUCCUCUCCCUCCACAUCGUAGCUGAAACACGCGUCCCCGAUCUCGAUGUGCCCGAGUGGCAGCGCGUCCUGCUGCGUCUUGAAGUAAUAUAAGUAACAUUUCCUCGGAUCAUACACGAACCACCUCGGCUUGUACCCCCUUAGCGGCCCCUUGCCGGACAGUUUGUUCAAGAACCCGCACAGCCUGGAGGCCUGCUCCUUCGCCCCCUCCACCUCCGCCACAUCCACGGACCUGGAGGUCACGAUCCGAGCAGCCGAAAAUGAGGAGUUCGCGUCGCUGCCAUCCUCCUCUUCGUGCAUCUUUCCUCGAAGUUUCUUCUUCGUGCAGCAGCGCAGCGGAUGCCCACUCCUGUUUCCAUCCGCAUGACCAUACUGCCUGCCCAUUAGAGCGGAGGAGCAUGGGAAAUGUAGUGACUUCAGACGUCGACGUGUCCUGUCUGAGAGUAAGCGGGAUUGCCACUGGGUGGUGCUGUUUGAGCAGAUGUGAUAGAAAACUGCAGGCGAUGGGGAAAUAUUUUGAUAACCGAAAACCAGGACAGUCUGUAGACAAUGAGCUAAUUUAAUGAUACUCAAAGUUUACUCAAAGAUGCCUUAUAAUUUUAAUAUAUUUAAAGUAGCCAUAGCUCCUCUGUAUGGAUAGAAAAUUGUUAUAUUACCAAAUAGCUGCUGUACAGUGGCCGAGAACCACCUCUGCUGCAAAUAGAUUAAAAAAAAAAGUCACAAUGGAAGUUACAAAUGCUAAAAGAAGAAUCCCAAACCCGUUGCAAAUAAAAUUUAAAAAAAGAAACAGUGCAGAUAAAAAAAAAAAAACCUACGACAGAAGUUAACGACACCAAAAAAAGUGGAGAUAGAAAAAAAAAAGUUACUUACUGCAAAAAAUAAAAGGGUGCAAAUAGAAAAAGCCACAAUUGAAGUGAGCUGCCGGGGACCAAUAAUGACGAUGCACCUGGUCCCCAGCAGCUUGCUUCCGUUGUGGCUUUUUAAUUAUUAUUUUUUUUGCAUCCUUUUGUUGUUGUUAACUUCCAUUGUGCCUUUUUUUCUACACAGUCUCUUUUUUUAUUUGCAGGAGGCUUUGGUGUCUUUUAUUUUUGCAUUAGUAACUACCGUUGUGACUUCUUUUUUUUUUUGCAUUCUUUUUUAUUUGCAGCAGUGGCAGUUCUCGGCCACCAUACUUACUCAACAUGUUUAACAUAAUAGUUCUCAAAAAUUUACAAAAACUAAAUAAAAAAAAAUAUCCAUAUCUUUUGUUUUCUUCUUCAUCCUAACAGCCUAAUGAAAACCAGAGGAUUUUUAUCAACCAGGACGGCCAGGACAGGACGUAAAAAUGGGACAAAUCCAUGGGAAAACAGGAUGUUUGGACACCCUGGCAGAAGACAUGCAGGGUGAGGAGAAAAUACUAACAAAGUUACCAAAAAAGGCAAAAAGAUUGGAAAAGUUCUGGUGUUUCAAUCAAGACUUGCUAAAAAAUAAAUCAACAUGGCAGCAACAAACAAAAGUCUUAUGUGGAACUUUUGAUUGGGGUCGAAUUUGGUGACCCCUCAUAAAAAAGUGGUGAUCCUAAACAUAAGUUGGUGGCAUUUUCCACUCAAAAAAAUCUGAUUCUGCUGUGCCCAUGUUACCAAAGUGUUCUGAAACUUACUCUGAAAUCUUUGAAUUUUUGGUUUGUUUGGGAAAAUGCAAAUAGGCCCUGAAGGACGGUGUGCAAUUAGAUUUGUCCACAGGUGAGAAAAACAACUACAGAAAUAAUCCAAGGCUCACAAUCUUGUCUGUUUUUUAAUAGCAUGGUAAAAACACUAUGAUUCAACGAUCAAUUAAACUCCCAGGGGAACCAGAAGCUAUAGGCUAACUGCUGCAGAAGGGGUCAAUGCUACCAUGUAAUUUUAUGAUACUCAAACCCAAACACUAAUGUUGGUGUAACUGUAGUCUACACUCUUUGAAGAAAAAGAAAAUCAGCUCUUAAUUUUGCUGUCAGAAAAGUAACUUCUUAGGACUAUUUUCAAAUACAACACAGGCUACAAAUUCUUCCUGAUAUCCUCUAUGGUCUAAAUUUAUUUCAAAAUGUGAGUUAAAUGAUAAUGAAUAACAGCAUUUGCAUUUCAAUCAUUGAGGGACAUUGUACGAUUUAUUCCAUAUAUCACUUUUGUCUGGCUGUCUCAUGACAAAUGUCAUUACUUGAUGUUGACAUGCUCUUGAAUAUACCUCAGUGUGACCCACACAGUAGGCUAAGGUUCGUGGACUGGAACUCAUUUUGGAGCUGCAGUCCUGAACAUGCUGUUCAAAGUGCUUUGAGCGGCUGUAGACAUGAACAUGCUGUGAUAUGAUAGACAGUAAACGGCUGGUCAAACACGUGUUAUUUUCCCCUUCUUGUGAAAUGAUUACAACAUAGUGAACAGAGGAUAGGUGACACCCGUGUAACAGUGGGUGGUUCCAUAUUCACCCAUUCACACCACAUUUGUACACUGGUGGCAGGGGCUGCUAUCUAAAGCGCCCACUGUUACAACUUAUCUCGAGUGUGACCCAAAGAGGUUUGACGCUGACGUGAUGACAUUUGAACAACAUCAACCAACCUCUGACCUUUAAAGACCAACAUCCCCUCGCAGACAUGAAUCAAAGUACGAAAAUAAUCUCAAAGAUCCUUCCUGUCUGAUCACUUUAAUAUUACUCUGCUCCAUCUAACUAUCACAUCACAGCAGUAAAGAUAACGCCCAUCUCUGAGUUGAGUGUCACACUGUUCGAUUUUACAUAUAUGAUAGUAGAUGGUCAGGUUUGGAACAGUUUAUGACAUUUGACCUGAACCUUUCAGACACCCACAGAGGAGCACAGAAUGACUCACAAAGACAUCUAAAAACCAACAGGCAACACAGUCGAGACAGUUUUCGAAUAGGCGCCCAUGUUACCAAAGUGUCGUGUUAAGGUUUAAAACUAGUGCCUAAAACGGUGUCUGCUGUCUUUUGUCUUUGGACACACAGCAAACUGUUCAUGUUCAUUUAGCUUAUUCAAAACUUGCAAACAAUGCAGCAUUAACUUACUUCUUAUUGAGUUUUGUUGUAGACAGAGUUUAAAAAUGUAGCUGGAAAUAAAAUUUCCAGACAGUUUUGGAAUUGUUUGCUCUAUUUUUUAUAUUGAUUUCAAGAUAUAACCACUGUUUGUUUGAAUCCACGAUUUCUUUUAAUGGGCUGAAUAAAAGGUCUUAGGUUGGCCAAGCAAUAUAUCUGUCCAGCUUUGAAAGGGCAUAGUCCACUUGUUUUUAUUUUAUGUCUUAUUGUCUCAAUUGUCAAAUGUCAUACUAUUUUUUUGCAUUUUUGAUCUAAUACUUUAAAUAAAAAAUUUAAAUCAACUUUGUAAAGUUAUUAGCUGGUUAAGAAACACAUUAAAAUUUCCAGUAAUGCCACAAAAAUAAACAAGGCUGACAUCUCUUUACUGUAAGUUUCAAUGUGUGAAACCUCUGCUAGGGGCAAGUUUUCACGCCACAUGAAUGACAGCUGACUGAAUGAGAAAACCUGUUACCACAGCAAAGAUUUACAGUGAAUGAUAAAUGUGAUUGUCAAAAGAACAGAACAAAGUCAGCAAAAGAUAAGAAAUAUUUUUAAUCCAUCAAGGGUGCUCAAAUAAACAGAAACCAGUUCUUUACAGGAGCUUUAAUAAACGCUUAUAUUUUUUUCAAAGAGAGGUGCAAAAAAACACAAUAUCAUAGGUUUGAAUCAUCAACAAUGCAGAAUACAACAGUAAAAGGAUGGUACAAAGAGUUAAUACCUUAAUAAGUAAAAUAAAAUACAAUAGAAAAUAUGGAGGCACUGUUCCCGGUUGACAAUUGGAGAUAGUGAUAAAGUUGAGGGAUCCGAAUAAGGGUUAACCACAAAACUAAAACAUAUAAGCAGAAAAGGCAGAAACUAGUUUGUUGUGUUAACACGAAGACAUUACAUUUGGUGGGAAAAAAUCGUUUGAUUUGUCCGUUGAACGUGAUAAACUAUUUUGUAAAGCAUUAGAUGAUGCUGGCACAGGAAGGAGUCACAGGUUUCCCCUGAUUUGUCUCCGCGUAGGUCAAGUUCCCCCGAAGAGGGGUGCUGCCCCUGAGAGAUUUUACCGUUCACUGUAAAAAGUCCCAAACUUGCUGUGAACAAAACAAAUGACUUUUGCCAAGAUUGAAUUUACUAGUGCAGUUGUUAAAAUGAAGGAAAGACAUCCUCUGAAGCACCAAAUCCCCCAAACUCCCCAAAUUCUGCCAGUCUUAAAAAAUGUCAUAAAAUGAAGUAUUUUAAGAGAGACUGAACACGUAAAUGUAUUUAGAGGGUUAGGGUUAAGAAAAGCCAGCUGAAGGAUUUUUUUUUUCUCAAAUUUUUCUAAAAACUUCAACCUAACAUUGACUUUUUUAUGUGUUGAUGUCAAGCUCAUUUUUAUGUCAAAUAACUUGGGGCGCUGAUAUCCUUUUACUGUUAUUUUUCUUAAACCUUAACAUGAUUUUUCUACCCGACCGAAAGUCAGUGUCUGCUAUGUAUAAGGUUGAUUUGCAGCCAGUAUUUUAAUAUGGCGUACUUUUGAACUAUAACCAAACAUCUGUACAACACAGGAGUAUAACGAUUUUGCAUUGACAUCUAUUGCCUGCUGGGAAAUGUUUCUGUCAUGAGACUAACAGUAUUGAGGUAUUUCACAGAGUGGGGACAAACAAGAGUGGGUCGUCUGAAAUUCAUGGCUCAUCUUGGUCUGUAUGACACAGAAAAUUUCGGGUCGCCAUCUGUCCCCCAGAAUGGAGUUCCUACUGCUCACCAAAACCAGUCAUGGUGAUUCAUAACAACCUCUCAUCCAUGAGGGGGGGGGAGAGUUCGCCAGUGAAAACUUUCAAAACAAAGCCGGGAACUAUGACACUGUAUCACAGUCGUGGAUCUCCUAAAUAUUUCCGCUCUUUCCCCCAAUCGGUGACAAACUCAGCCAUGAUCCAGAUCAGAAACACAGACGAUCAACUGUUGACGCAACUAAUCCCCACUUACGACCAUACUCAGACAGUCUGUGGGUGAAACAUCUCUUGCACUUGUGCACACACACAGACCACAGUUUCUGUACAGCUUACUUUCCGUUUCUCUUCAGGAAACUCUCUGCUUUGUUCUGCGCUCUGAGCCGUUUCUCUCAUGCAAAUGACUUAUUUGAACUCUGCUGUGCCGUUGCCUCAGCACCGAUGCUUUCCAAGCUGGUGGAAAGAAGUGUGUAAUUGUAAAUGUCAUGUGUCUAUAUCUCCCAUGUAAAGCCCAACUCUCUCAGAAGAACUUCAGUUAGAGGUAAAAGACUCUCUGGAGGUUGAGGGACACAUUUUAAUGUCUUCUGAAAUGACACCAGGUUCAAAUCAAAGCCUGCCAAUCUCAAGGAAAGGUAUGCACUCCUCUCAGCACAAAAUCUUAACUGUUCAAGUUUGUAUUUAUGUCAAAAUUAAGUCUCAGCAAUUGAAAUUUAAUUCUUUAUUUUUUGUUUCACAGGGAUUGACAGGAAUUGCUGCAAGCUGAACAAAUAUAAACCAAAAUCUGAAAGGAUCUGCCACUUCUCAGGGUCGAAAACAAAGGAACAGAAAGUUAAAAAAUCUCCACGCCUCAGGACUUGUAUGGCAUUUUGCUUUAAGGUAAGUGACAUUAUAACUGAGUCUUUUCUGCUUCAAUUACUCACUUAAGAACCAUGUGUCUGGACUCAGAUUUAAUGCUUUGUCUUGCAUCUUUACAAGAUGAGAGAAGGAGUCAUUAUAAAGGAGUCUUUAUACUGAAUGUCAGUCUUGUGGGGUGAAAAGUAUUUUAAGGCCAGAAUGAGUUUUGGAUGUUGUGGAUUCUCACCUAUUUUAAAAAGCAUGUAAAAUUGACCACUUAACUUAUUUAACAGCAAAGAUUUUAAUGUCAAGUACACAUGUGAAUUUGAAACUUUUUUCCUUCAGUGUCUGUAAAACACCAAAAUUUGAAGAACACAGAGCUAUUUGUAGUCUCAGGUUGACGCCUCCUGGAAAAUAAGCAAAUCAGACGAUCAAAAGCCUCCCUGUAACUGUGACAUUAAUGCUGGUUGUCUUCAUUGGCCGUCUGUGUGCUUUUAACUAGGACCGGGUGAGGAUGGAGCACAGGGGACCAGCUGUGGAUUCAUACUCUGACAGGACUGACGGGAGACUCAGGGAACUGGCUUCAAAAUGGUUCAUAGAGACUCAAAUGCCGUUCAUCGUUCACAACGGGUUCUUCCCCUCUUGGUUCCUGGGUUUUAUCACAAGAAAGUAAGAGUUUUCUCAGGAAAAUUAUCACUAUACAGAUUUUAAAAAAUUAACAAACUAAGCUCAUUUGGUGCAAAGAUUUUUGUUGUCAGUCUUCUAUCACGAGGGUCAAGAAUCAAUUUUUAAUGAAAGCUUAUUUGAUUAUGGCAAAAAAAGAAAACGUAUCCACUUAUGUGAUUAUUUUUAUUUAUUUUAGCUUAUUUCUUAGCUUGUCUGUAUUCAUUUAGCAGGUAAGGGAUUAGAUAGAGCAGGAAAAUAAGGAAGAGGGAAGGCUGUAGUUUGGAAUUAAGCUCUGGCAGGAUUAUAAUUUCUGUACAUGAGGCCAAACCGGCGCCUCACUGUGUUUAAAUUUUACAUUCAACUUCCUAGUAGAACAUGUCAAAAUCAUACAGUGUUUUAAAUAUGAAAUAUGAUUUUUUUAGGGUAAAUAAAUGAAAAUAGCUAACCACUUAAGCUGUAAUCAUUCUUCAUAAAAUUAUGAGUCAAUAAUAUUUUCUGUGAAACACGUAUCGAGCACUGUUUUCAUGCCUGGAGGAUUGUUGAUUCAGUUUUUCUGAAGAAAUUACCUACAGGCCCUUGAUCUGACAGACUUACUGUAAAAUACACCCACAUAAAAGCGCUGUCAUGGUAAAUAAGAGGUUAAUGGAAAAGACAUCAGAGCAAAGGGAAUCUCCUUUGAAGCACGUCAGAUCAAUUACAAAUGCUGGAAAUUCAGCCUCACUUUUUGUGUGAAUUCAGACGGAUUGGGGAGAAAAAGACAUAUUUAAAAAUCUGUUAUUUUGUUUGUCUGUAUAGGGAUGCUGAGGAGAUACUCCGAGAGAAGGACCUUGGCUGUUACCUGAUCCGUCUCAGUGAAAAAGCCAUUGGAUACAUACUGUCUUAUAAGUGAGUGUUUGGUUGUUUCAGAGUUGCAGAGAGAGCAUGUUUGGAAAUAAACCAAAAUUUUAAGUUUCAAUGUAAGCGUCAAAAUCUCAUUAAAAAUCAAGUUUUCCGGGAAACUUUUAAGCUUUUUGUUUGUAGAUAAUUUCAUCUGUAAAUACUUUUCUGCCUAAAACCACAGAUCUGCUGUUAAAGCUUUGAAAUUCCCAUUGAAAUUAUCAGAACUUUUUGGCCAAAAGAGCAAAUGUCAUUUCAUGUUCCUAGAUAUAUUCAAUAUUUCUGAUUUUGUGAGUCAAAUUAAGUCUGCUCUGAUAAUAGCAUAAAAAGUGACAAGGUUGUAAGAGCUGUUUUAUUUCCUGUUGCAGAGGCAGGGAUCGAUGUCGACAUUUUGUGAUCAACCAAAGUGAAUCGGGGCAGUUUGUAGUCUGUGGAGACACCAGAGGACACGACACGAUCUUUGAUUUGAUCGAGCACUACAAGACCAGCUCCAUUCAGCCGUUUAGAGAGUAUCUGACAUCUUCAUGCUGUGAGGUAAAAAACUACUGAGUCACUUUUUUAUUUGUCAUAACCAAUGUUGAUCUUUGAGGUAAAUCUAACUAGGGUUUUGUUCUCGUAGGCUCUAAAUGAAGGUCUGUAUGAUAUCAUCCAGGUCAGCCCCAAAGAAAAACCUGCAGCUGCUGUCAAAAAUGGGAAAAAACAACACUUACCGUCAGAGCAGCCGCCGUCACGGCCACCAAAAACUGUCAGGACACCAGAGGUCAGUCGGUAUUAUUCAAAGUAAUAAAUAAUCUGAAGUUGUAAAUGUUUAGAUAUGUCCAAACUGACUGGAGGAACCUGUUUUGUUUUUAUUUUAAUGUAGGAGGUACCACCUUUGCCUCGCAGGAGCAGAAACCUCGAUGCUGCGACCCUGAACAACCAGGACAAUGUGUUAUAUGCUCAGCUCAGGAAGCAAUCGCCCAGAGAGAAACCACGAUCUCAACAUUACUCACAGGACAAUAUACAAGCAGAUAAAGACACAAUGAGAGUUAAGUCUCCAUCUGAAUCCAGCUCUGUUUACUACCCGCUCAACUUUCUGGAAAGCAAGAGCAGAUCUCUACCUCUCUUAGACAACAGCUCUGAUGAGGAGAAGUCUUACAGGCUGAGCGCAACUCCACACACACCACCAAGACUUUCCCCAAAGCCUUCCAGACAAGCAGCAUCCUGCAGCCCACAGCAAGAGAGGACGUGUGUGUACAGCAGACCGAACAGCAGUCAUAGUCUGGAGCUCCAGAGUGACAGUGCUGUUUAUCACCUGGCUGGCAGGCCUGGUAGUCCUCACGCUGAGCUGAGGUCACUGACAUCAGUGCAGCACCACGAGUCAGUGUACACUGAGGUCACCGAUGAGGCUCUGCUUUACAGGAAUCCUCACUUUAACACAUACGAGUCGAUAUCAGUCAGUGAUGACCCCGCUCAGCCUGAACCUAACAGCAUCACUUAUGAGCCUCCGAUGGAUAUCAGACCCAAAAGUAGUCACUCCUCCUGCGGUUUAAAGGUCAGUGAAGUCAACGUUUUUGAUUUGAUUCCUUCAGGACUGAAAAAAUGUGUUCACAACAUCAGUUUUCAUCCUAUUUAUACAAGAACCUUUUUUUUCUCUUGUCAUGCAGAAUGAUAAAUGGAAGUGGCUGCUCCCUGACAUCAAGAGAAAGUGGUGAAGACAUGAGGACCGGGACAGAAAGUUCACUAAAAUAACUCUGACACUAAUAUUAUAUCUUUUAAAAGCCUCUUUUCUGAUGACUUGCAUAGGCUUUCAUGUUUAUAGCUAUUUAAAGGACUUUUAUGUAUUUAUUUAAAAAUGAUGAGACCCUUAAGCAAAUGUGUUAAAUGAAAACCAAGGAGUACACUGGAUAUUGACAAAACUCUGAGACAUAAAUAAAGAACUAAUUAUUUCCUGAGUGACCUUUAUUUACUUAUCUUUUUCUUUGCUACUGAGGUGUUUCAAGCAUUAGACAUCAUUAUUUAAAGAUAAGUAACUAUCUAAAAUAAGCUGCACUGUGUUUCACAGCUCAUUUCCGAAACAUUUUCUAGCUUUAAUCCGCUGACAUCAAUGCUGCUCUUUAUUCACAGGAAACUUCAUUUGCAUAAAGUUUUCAAAAGUCAGUGUAAAACGGUUACAGGGAAGUGGGUCAAAGCUCUUUAAAAUGUCACUCCCUCUCUUCUAUCAUGUGCUGCUUUUUCUCUCUUUAUUUAGUCUUCUAGUGGCAUUUACAUAAAACCCCAGUCUGUAAAACUUCUUUGACUUUCUAUGCCCCGGUACAUUUUUAACAGGGAUCUUUUAUUCACUGCAGGAACAACUUAAAUGUUGUGUUGUGUAAAACUUUGACAGCAUGCUGUAAUAAAAUAAGGUGAUUCCCCUGCAGCUGAUGAAGUACAAACUAGGGGUUUGCAAACUAUAAACUCAAAUAAUUAAAGAAUUAAACUAAGAAGG
This is a messenger RNA of Xyrichtys novacula (pearly razorfish), 9983 nucleotides long. The record is from the annotation of a GenBank genome assembly. Lineage: Eukaryota; Metazoa; Chordata; Actinopteri; Labriformes; Labridae.